GGGAGAUCGCGUCCACCGUGAUGAAGCUCCUCGAGGGCAAGAUCAUGGAGCCGCUCGUGGGCGAGAAAUUCCCGCUGGAGCGCUACGACGAUGCCAUCCGCAGGAGCCUCGCCAAGGCCUCCCCGGGCAAGAUCCUCUUGGUCAGCGAGUGAAAAUACGAAGAACCCUAAAAAUGGGAGCGAGGAAAGGGGUUUAGGGCUUUAGGACAAUGCAAUGCUGCAACGCGCGGGGCGGGCAGCGCCAUGGCGCCGCUGCUGGGUCGGCGCCAGUGCCGCGCCGCAUCGAUCGGCCUGGUCAGCGGCCGCCGCCGUGGAGGAGGAGCCGAGCAACAGAGCGCUCAUCGCCAGGGAGGUGAAUUCGCUCUUCCAGGACGUGGACCAGGAGAGGUUCCGGCAGGGCGUGGACGGGAUCUUCGUGGACGGUAAGUAUCGAUUGUUGAUGAGGAAUGUAGUAGCUACUCCCAGCAAUCUAAUGGCCGCUUACAAUUCUAUCAAGAAGCGCUCGGGGCCUCUCCUGGGAAACGAGGCCAAGCAAAUGGAGGCCGAUGGGAUUAGCCGGGAGGUGAUAGAGCACAUGUCCAGGGACUUGGCGAUUGGGACGUUUGACGUCAAGGCCAACUGCGUGGAGGUCCUCGUCUCUUCCAAGGAGAACUCCACUCGCUCGCUGGUUCUUCCCAAUCUCAAGACCAAGAUCGCCAUGGAGGCCACCCGGAUGGCGCUUCAGGAAGUUUACGAGCCGCGGUUCUCCAGCCUUUCGUUUGCUUCCAGGCCCGGAAGAGGGAGGCAUAUGGCUAUGAGGCUGAUCAAGUAUCGCUGGAAGUACUUUGACUGGUUCAUCAAGAUGAAGCUGGAGCGGCACUUCACGCUCGAGAACUUCGACGUGCUGGUGGCCAUCCUUGAGGAAACCAUCGAAGACAGCAGGCUCAUAGCUUUCCUCCGGCAGCUCUUCCGUGCCCGCGUCUUCCAGAUGGACAUGGGGAAUCUCCACUGGGAGGACUUCUGUAAGGAGCCCAUCCUCUCGCCGAUGCUUCUCAACAUCUACUUGGACAAGCUUGACUGGAAGAUCCAAGAGGUGGCGGAGGGGGUGGCAAGCAUGAACCCGGAGGAGCCUGAGGAAGUGAAAGUUGCGAGGGCCUCAGUCCCGGAUGCUGAUAUUGGAAUCACUGAAGAGUCAGCUCCCAACACGCCCGCCGAGGAGAGCGACGACCCGGCCGACCGCAAGAUCAGGCUGUAUGCAUGCCGCUAUGGCGACGAGGUGCUGCUGGCUGUGUCGGGCCAGAAGGAGAUUGCUCUCACGGUCCAGCACGAGCUGUGCGUAUACGUGAACGAGAAGCUGGUGGCGGAGGUGGAGCGGGGCCGGAAGACGCUGAUGGACGCCACCCUCAACCAGUGUGACUUCCUUGGCUUCCAGCUCCAGUUCGUUCCUCCCUCCAAGAUGCCCGAGUUCCGGAAGCAGACGUGCAUCCAGUCGAUGCGAGCGGUGGAGAACCGGAUCGAGAUGGUGAAGCGGCAGAUGAAGCACCACUACGAUGCGGUUGUUCGGAAGCUGGGCGCUGAGAUGCUUGUGGAGAUAUACACCCGCUCGAGGAAGAACGCGUCGUCGGAGAGCCAGGGCGACGCGACGGUCCGGCGUAUGUUCGAGAGCGUUGCGGGGGACAUGGUCCGGGGAUUCCUGAGCAGCGAGAGGGAGGAGGAGAGGCUGAUGAUCCGCGAGAAGUUCCGGAAAGGCCACAUACUGAUGAGCCCCUGGAUCCGCGAGCAGCUACCCAAGGAGCUCAUCGCGGCGUUCGACAGGUUCCAGGAAGAGGUGGACAAGUUCCUGGGCCAGCUCGACUACUCGGUGAGCGCUGAGGGGGGCGUCAACGCGAGGCUGAAGCAGAAGCAGGAGAAGAUGGAGCGGCUGGCAGCGGAGAAGGAGGCCCGAUCGACCGGAAACCCGCCACCGAUCAAGGUGAAGAAGGCGGACGAGCUGCGGCUGCUGGUGAUCAUGCCGAUCAUGGAACUGGUGGACAAGCUGCGGCUGCGAGAGAUCGUGACGAAAGGUGGGAGGCCGACGCACUUCCGGAUGCUGCUAGCGCAGGAGGACAUCGCCAUCCUGCACUGGUACUCGGGGCUGGCGUACCGCUGGCUCGACUACUACCGCUGCUGCGACAACUUCGCGUUUGUGAAGAAGACGGUCGACUACCACCUGCGCUGGUCGCUCAUCUUCUCGCUGGCCGCCAAGCACAAGUCGUCGAGCAGGAACAUCCGGAAGUCCUUCUCCAACGACAUCAAGGUGGUCGGGCUGGACGGCAACCUGGCCUCGUUCUUCCCCACCGAGUCGGACCUGCGCAACAUGGGGAAGAAGUUUUUGGUCCCGCCGCUGGUGAGCCACGAUACCAAGUGCGGGGACAAUCUCCUGUUCGUGGUGCUGACGAGAAUGAGCCGGCAGUUCCUGCGAGGCAAGUGUUGCUCGGUGAUCGGAUGCUACAGCGGGAUGAUCGACAUGUACCUGAUGCGCGUCCACAAGGUGCUCAAGAGGAUUCAGGUGUCGGGCGAGGAAUGGAUGGAGGUUGUCCGGGUGGGGACGCUCCACUCCGUCUACGACUGGAAGUCGUUCCCGCUGUGCUUCGAGCACUACUUGGAGAUGAUGGCGGGGAGGGUGUCGGUGGCGAGCCUCAGGGCGGAGGCGCUGGUGGCGCCGCAGGGAAUCACGCGCAGGAGGAAGCACUCGAGGAGGAUCCCGUUUGGGAUGCUCACGCCCCCGCUGGAUAAGUCGGCCGACUACGAGUAGCCUUAACUGUUCUAAGGUUUCAGAGUUUAGGGUUUAAGGAGGGACUUAACUGUUAAAUGUAUUAAUGGAAUUUUAAUUUUUUUUUAAA
Messenger RNA from Selaginella moellendorffii, 2860 nucleotides. RefSeq names its product nuclear intron maturase 3, mitochondrial-like. Gene Ontology annotation, biological process: mRNA processing. NCBI's taxonomy places the organism in Eukaryota, Viridiplantae, Streptophyta, Lycopodiopsida, Selaginellales, Selaginellaceae. The coding region runs from base 214 to 2772 and encodes 852 amino acids. The record is from RefSeq and is a predicted model, not a curated record. The transcript is spliced from 2 exons.